UCUUAGUAUAUUUGAAUAGUAUACAUUCCACCAUUAAAUUCACUCUGGAGGUUAGUCCCAAUGAGUUACACUUUUUGGAUGUAAACAUCAAAUACACAGGACAGGAGUUUUUAACCACAGUCUACACCAAACCAACGGAUAGAAAUAACUUAUUGCGGCCCACAUCAUAUCAUCCUCCUGGGUUGUUUAAGGGCUUGCCCCGGAGCCAGUUGCUACGGGUCAGGCGCAUAGCAACCACUGAGGAAUUAUAUGAUAAUGCUUCUGCACAGAUGAUUGAAAAGUUCUUGGCUAAAGGAUACGAGGAAGGUACCCUAGAGAAACACAGACAAGAGGUGCGGGCUAUUCCUAGACAACAGUUACUAGAGAAAAAGAUGGUUGAAACACGCAAAUCCCCUAGAAUACCGUUUAUUUCCACUUUUGAUGUAAACUCAAAACGGUGCCGUAUGAUCGUACUUAAGUAUUGGGGACUUCUUGGCACUGAUCCGAGGUAUGGUAAGCUGUUUCAGGCUCCUCCGCUAUUCUCUUACCGGCGGGGGAAAAAUGUGGGUGAUUUGGUGAAAACGAAACCUAAGUGUAACCUAAACAACCAACAGCCUAUGAGAUCACACGGCACUUUCCCCUGCAGGAAUUGCGGACACUGCAGUGGGAUUAUCCCUGGGGAGUAUGUCACACAUCCUUUGCAAGGUUCUAAACAUUCGAUUAAAGGUUUUUUCACCUGUGACACCAGCAAUGUGAUCUAUUGCCUGAAAUGCCCCUGUGGUCUGGCCUAUGUGGGCCAGACAUCCAGAUCCAUUAAAACAAGAUUAUAUGAACAUAAGUCCACAAUCAGGAAUUAUCAACUACCUGCCGUUGGUCAAACAACUUUAGGGACACAAGCAACUACUACGGAUAAAGAAAAGGAGUUGGUUAAAACUAAACGAGAAACCCUUCUAGCCAAACACUUUUUCACACAUGGCCAAAGGGUGGCGCAGCUCCGCUGGCAGGUGUUAGAAAAAGUUAUGUGUAAACAGGGCCAAGAUAUCAAAAGAGCUCUACUACAAAGGGAGUGCUAUUGGAUCUGGGCAUUGCAAAGCAGGGCCCCGAAGGGGCUUAACGAGGAGUACAAUAUGUCGUGUUAUUUAUAAAAUUAUGGAAUGGUAGAAAUAUAUACUAAUGCUAUUCCUUCUCCUUUCAGAUAAAAACUUUGUUAUGAGAUCCCUUCAGGGACAGAUAUUCACCUUUAUAUUUCAUCACUUCCAGCACUACGUGAAGUCAAAAUAAAGGACUACCACUUAUGGACUUUAACUGAUCUUUUAUUAUGUUCUUUUUGAUGGGCAUUUUUGAUAAAAAUAUUUUCACUAAAUUUUUCUACUAAACAGGUUUUUACUGCAAUAUCUUUUAACAUUGUCCUUUUUAACUGCAUUUUCCACUAUGAAAUUUUAUAUCAGUGUAUUGUUAAUUGGCACCUGG
Xenopus laevis (African clawed frog) is the source of this 1449-nucleotide messenger RNA. RefSeq lists its product as uncharacterized. The record is from RefSeq and is a predicted model, not a curated record. The coding region runs from base 270 to 1124 and encodes 284 amino acids. Lineage: Eukaryota; Metazoa; Chordata; Amphibia; Anura; Pipidae. The transcript has 2 exons.